Molecule: messenger RNA, 4647 nt
Organism: Sclerotinia trifoliorum
Lineage: Eukaryota; Fungi; Ascomycota; Leotiomycetes; Helotiales; Sclerotiniaceae
Source: the annotation of a GenBank genome assembly
GCGUAACGGUACACAAUCACGUGACAAUAUCUUUAUUUGAUCGUUUCUGGUCACGGUCUCGGUUGAUUUUCGUAUGAUAUGUAUGAUGAUAAAGAGGAAGUUGAUGAAUUAUGGUCUUACACCCAAUCAACAUCGAGGGAAUCAAGAGAAUAUUCCAUCAUCCAUCACUCAUCUACCGUCUCCCAUCUAUGGUUUUUCUUCUCAUUUUAAUUCAAUAAAGAUCAUGUAUCUUCCACGAUCUCUCCUCUUAUCCGCCUAAAUCAAAUCACUGCACUGCACCUCUUCCUACCACAUCCUCUGCGGUUUGACCUCCAAAAUUGAAUCUACUCAACAUUGAACAACUCCUAAAAAUUGUAUUUCCCUAACCAUCUUCUUUUAUCCUUUGCUCAUACCCCGUCCAUUUGGGUAAUUUCAUAGGUGCAAAAUGUCGUCCAAAAAAGCGGAUACAAAGCUCUUCACCUUACUUGAAGAAGACGAAAUUUCCAAAUUAUCAUUAGAAUCGACGGAUGAUGAGGAGCAAUAUCCUUCAGAUCACGAAUUCACGGUUGAACGAAUUUUGGCCCAAAAAUCGGAAGACAGUCAACAGCUGUAUUUGAUUAGGUGGGCGGGAUUUCCAGAGGAAGCAUCAUCUGUAAAUACUCGUGAUAUCAAAACUCAUCCUGAAAAUACUGCUAAUAUUUUUUUAUCUCACAGUGGGAGCCGAGAAUGAACAUAUUGGGCAAAGCCAUUCUUGAUGCUUGGAAAACACGACAUUCUCGUGAACUUCAGGGUUUGGAUGCACCAUAUGACAUCAGAAAGCUUGAAGCUCUAAAAAAAAGGGCUGAGGAUGGUAAGUUACGACGUCGUCGUUUGCGACGUGAAAAGAGGAAGCGCCAGGGUAUAGUUGUCUCUCCUCACGACUCGGAUGCAGAUGCCGGCGAAGAAGAGUCCACAGUUCUAUGUCCAAAUGUUAGCGCAGCUGCGCCCUGUGGCGAAAGGAAUUCUGAAAGACAGUGGCAAGUUCAAACUACCAAGAAAUCUGAGGUAUGUCGGCGAGUUGCAAAGUUGCGCAAAUAUCUAACUGACCUUUUAUAAGAUUCAGGAAUGUGUACAAAACGACUCGGACUCAUCUUCUGAUGAAGCACUGUUUGUAAAUCAACAGAAAAAGGCAAAAUUGGAUGCCUCAUCUUCUAAAAGUGCCCCCCGACCAGAGAAGGAAUCACAAAAGCAAGCUGCUUCAAAGCCAAGCGCCACUGAUACCCUGGAGAUAGCAGCCGCCACGAAGUCUUCAUCCUUUAGAGGUAUACUAAAAAUUCGAGGAGGAGGUGCCAUGCGUGGAGGUUCUUCUCUACCCUCACAAAAUGUAUUCAUCAGCGGUAAAGCUCCGAGGAAACAAAAAGCGAGUUUGAUUGAAGCUGCUGCAGAUCCAUCGAAAGACCAGCGGCAUUUCAAAACCAGACACAUCCUCAGAAAAGCGGAACUAGCUGGUAGAACGAUGGCGGAAAAAGCACCAGAUCUUGCUUUUAUCCCUGGUGGGUUGAUCAAUCCUUCAAAAGCUUCAUCUGCGCAACAACCGGAGGCUCUUAGGAGGACUUCCUCUGCUCCACAGAAUGAAGAGGAAAACCGAAGAAUGCCACCAGCUACGCCAAAUCAUGAGCAGCAAGAAGACUCCCAUCGACCUGCUCUGCACCCGGCUGAAAUGUCAUGGAAGGACGUACAGCAUAUCCCGUACGAGCAACGAACAAGAUGCUUCUUCACUACCCAGCCACAAGGGUGCUAUAAUAGUCAUUGUAAAUAUCUUCACGUCGACGAUCCCCGACUUCCUAUUGCCCUAGCCCCCGAUGGAUGGUUUGAGUCACAGAAAAAAAUCUGCUUCUUCUACAAUUUAGAUGGGAAUUGCCGACGUCGUGACACAUGUAGAGAAUUACACGAUUCAAACAGCAAUAUCCCAGUGAGGAGCCCGCCUCCUGGAUGGCUAGCGCCGGCCUCGUCUGUUAAAACCAUGCCAAGGAAAUCCCAGGCGUCCCAUAGUGUAAAUGGUCCAAAAAUGGUCUGUUAUUAUUGGUACUCUGAGAAUAAUUGCAAGAAAGGAGAUGACUGCAAAUUAGCCCAUUCAAACGACAAUGAUUUUCCCGUGGCACCGAAACCUGGCUCUAUACCAUUGAAGUCUAUUUUUUGCAAGUAUUGGAAUCAAGGUCGCUGUCAGUUGGAUAGGGACUGUUCUUUCAAGCACCAACAGGCUCAAUAUAAUCCCGUAGUUUUUACGAGUCAUGUUCACUCAAAUGUAGUCGAUCUGGAAAUUUCAAAGGAAAAAAGUUCACAGCCGCCACUGCAUAAUGCAAAAAAUACUCCGGUAUCUUGUGACGACGAUGCGAUAGAUGUCGAGAUGGACGCAGCGCCUGAUCUUCCUCCGCUUGAGCCAAAUUAUCAGGAGGCUGAACAAUUACCUUUUGAUGAUUUAAUGAAUGGGAAGGUACAAAGCGCAAGUACCAAAAUCAAAGCAGUCACGUUUGGUCCACAAGCUCAAACAACCAACCUCAACUUUACAAGCCUUCCGAAGGAUGAUUCAGGUUGGACAAAAGCCUUCGUGAGUGCAGAGACUCUAAAGUUCGACCAAAUUUGUACGGUGCAUGAUUUCAAGUCAAAAUACGGUCACAUUCAACAAUCUAUCUACUGGCAACAGAAUAUCAGUGCCGACUCUACGGACCAAGCUGGAUGCCAUAUGGUCAACAACAUAGCUGAAUAUCUCUGCCUGUGGAUAUCUGGUUUGGCAUGUGUUUCCGACAAUUAUGUCAUUCUACUUUAUCCAGUCGCAGCCGGAGAAUGGAAGUUUUUAGAUGCAGCGCCUAGCCUUUCUACCGAUGCUAAGCUGAAGUAUUUGGUAUUUGAAUCUCAGAGCCGUAUACUAAGUUCCAUCGAAUCUUCGACAAUCAACCAAAAUUCAUCGACGGAUCUUUCUUACAGAGAUAUGAUAAUGAAAAAUUUCCAUCAUCUUGAUUACGAAAAACUAAUAAUAGAUCAAAAACCUAAGGACCAGAAAGUCAAGGACCAAAAAGCCAAGAGACCUAUCUUUAACUUUUGUUUGAUAUUUCCUGCAUCGAAACAAUCUACCGCGGAAUUGAUAGCAUCAUGGCUUAGGAGCUGCUCAAUAUACAGCAAAAUUUACAAUUAUCAGAAGCCAGGAUGCUGGAACCACUUCAAGAAAAAUGUCAACACUGGAGCUGUACUGAUACACUCAUCUGCGCUUAGUCUGAUUUCCGACACAGAUCUGGUUCAUGGAAUGACAACGGAAGGGAUGAAUCACACAUUUUGGUGCAUCCAAGAUAGUACAUCGAAGAUGCCGUUCUCCAACAUCACCCAGAAACCAGAAUUGGGCCAAAUUGCAACAAAACGCCUCUUGCCUUUAGGGUAUGCCAUAAUUCUUACACCGAGUUUCUUGGUCGCAGAACCGGUUAUGACACUUAACUUCUUUAAAUGGUAUCAAAAAAAGCUCAAAAGUUCGAUAAAUGGGUCAAUUAGAGUAUUGUGCUGCCACGAACUGCCAAAUUUCCUCAUGGAACUUUUUAUUUCCAAGGUUGAGGAGCAACAAGAACUCAUGAAAAACCUCAGUGGCGACCCAUCAAUGCUUGCCAAGCUAAGCGCGAAGGGAUUAAGUCACGAACAGUGUGAGGCGAGACUUGAUCUGUAUUGGCUUCUUUGUGAUAUGCUCCGCAAGGAUCUUCCAGCUAAUUUUUCCCCGUUCGACUGUGAUCCAUCUGAGGAAGAGUCGCGGAGUCCAUUACUUUUUGCCCCUCCGUCUAUUGAUCAGAAUAAUGAGAAAAAGCUAGUCGCUUGGUUUGCAGGUUGGGCCUAUGCAAAUCUGGACAAAUACAGGCGAUUUUACGUGGUUGGUUCUGGAAAAUCCAAGAAAAGUGUUAAUGAUCCCGUGAGAAUGAUUCCGGGAAAAGACAUCUUCCCCCAAAAUUCAAAGGCUUUCCGAGAAGGCGGCGCAUUGGCUUGGGCCAGGCGACGAAGGGUGCCAUUUCCUAUUGCUACCAAUUUGGAACCAUCUAACAUCAAUGUAAAUCAAUCGGAGGAGGUGGAAGCAAAAUUGAAGGAAUUCAAAUUUGAUUUCACGGACCAAUGGUAUCCUGAGUGGAGGAGAAAUACGGGUGAAGGACACAGCACAAAUCACAUCACGGAAUAUCGGUGGGAUCGUGUGUUCGAUUCGCUAAAAAUCCCCUAUUGAUCCGCGAGCGGGGUUGGAAGGAGUUGUUUAAGUUCUAUGUGCUCAUGACACCCUUCAAGUUUCAUUGCUAUUGCGAUACGAUAUGCAUUCAGAUUCCUGCACAAAUAAUAGCGACGCAAAUAAGGAUAAAUUUAAUGCAUCGCUUCUUAAUUAAGGCUGUUGAAGCUUUUCAUUGUGCUAAUAAGCAUCUGUGAUUUCAACUAGCGACGGUGGCAUACUCUGCCCUUAGUGGUUGGUUGUUUGAUCCAUAGGCCGUUGAAAAAGCUUUGGAAAUUCCAAUCCGUCAUUACCAUACAUGUCAGUUGGAUCAAGCAUUUUUUAGAUCAUGAAUGACUGGCUUAUACUAGGUGGUGAAGCAUGGUUAAAUAGAUCAGCAAAUUGUGUAGGAGCCUCGCUGAAGUGGAAAUCGGAUGGAUUUUUGGACGUUUGUGAUCGAUCAG